CCGCGGCGCUCCGACCGGGAGGUUUUCGCGCCACAGGGCCAGGCCCUUGCAGCUCCACAAACCCGCACAGCGAGUCGAAAAAAAAUAGAUAGGGCCCCCGCACUUGCGCCUCCGGGGGCUCCCCGGGAGAGGUGACAAGCUACUCAGCGGGGGAGGGGCGGGCGGACGCAGGACGGGCACACCGAAUGCUUGAUCCUGAAGGGGUGUCAGCUGCAUCUGCCAGGACUCGGGCGCCAACGCGGGAAAAAGGCGCCGCCGGGCCCCGCCCCCCGCCGUCCCAGCUGCUUUGGCGCGAACCUUCAGUUCCCAGGCGCUCGCCCCACUGCUGCCAGCAUGGCUCCGUCACGCCCGCAGCGCCGAGGUUGUUCAGGAAAGAAACGCUUCGCAGCAUUCCGAAAUACAAAACUAAUUUCCAUGGAAACAUCUUCAUCCUCUGAUGACAGUUGUGACAGUUUUGGUUCUGAUAAUUUUGCAAACACAAAACGCAAGUUUAGGUCAGAUAUUGGAGAAGAACUGGCAAAAAUUUUUCACGAAGCCUCUGAUGAUGAAUCCUUCUGUGGCUUUUCAGAAAAUGAGAUUCAAGAUGCAUUGAAAUUGGAGUCGGAUUCAGAGGAGAAUGAUACAAGUGCUGAAAAUGAGGUAGCUCAGAGAAGGCAGAAAUGCCCUGUUCCUCUAAAAGUAGCCAUGAAGUUCCCACCUCGAAGAUCGGAGAGGAGGAAGGGUGAGAUGGAACCUCUUCCUGAAAAGCUGAUGCCUGUUCCAGAUUCAGACUCUGACUCUGAAGAAAACGGUGCUGCGUUUUUAGAAAAAAGAGCUUUAAACAUAAAGGAGAACAAAGCAAUGCUUGCAAAACUAAUGGCUGAGUUGCAAAAUGUUUCUGGUAUCUUCGGUGGCAGAAAAUCAUUGCCAACUGUCAGUCGUCAGGGACCAAAGCGACUUCCAAGGCGUUCGUUGCCUGGAAGUGCUUUGAGGAGGAACCCAGACAGAAGUUCUCGGCCUCACACAAGAUCCAGGUCCCUGAUUGAAGGUCCUCCUACUCCUUUACCGGAAGAGGAAGAUGAUGACCCAUACAUCUUAGUGAGAAGAAGGAAGAUGUCUGAUGAAUACUUGGAGCAUGAAGCCCGAACUCCCAGGAGGGGUCACCGUGGUGCCAUGGCUUUUCCACACAUUGUGCGCCCAGUUGAGGAGAUAACAGCAGAAGAGUUGAGUAACAUUUGUGGAUCUGCAAGAGAGAAAGUAUAUAACAGGGCCAUGGGAUCCACCUGUCAUCAGUGUCGCCAGAAAACCAUAGACACAAAGACAAAUUGUCGUAACCCUGAUUGCAUAGGAGUACGGGGCCAAUUCUGUGGGCCAUGCCUCCGCAAUAGAUAUGGGGAAGAUGUCAGAACAGCAUUGCUUGAUCCGGCCUGGAGGUGCCCACCAUGUCGUGGAAUCUGCAACUGUAGCUUCUGCCGACAGCGAGAUGGCCGAUGUGCUACAGGUGUCCUGGUCUAUCUGGCCAAGUACCAUGGCUAUGACAACGUCCAUGCCUACUUGAAAAGUCUGAAACAAGAACUUGGAAUGGAAGACUGAAGCUGUGACUGCCUUCAGAUUACAUACUCUUUCACUAAUGUCUUAUUAUUGCCUACACUGAAUCGUUUAAUCAAAUGAGGUUACAAAGCCAGUGCCUUUCUUCACUCCACUUUUGGGUAAAAAAGUAUAAAGAACUUUCACUUAGUGGAAAUCAUACUUGAAAAAUCUGUUUAAUGAAGGUCUUUGCCCAGAGGCCAUUGUUUUCUUUUUAGACAGCUUUGCAAAUCAGAUAGCAUCAGUCCUUGCUUUCCUGCCAAUAACUUUUUUUUUUCCUGAAAGGAGAUGGGGCUUUAAGCCAUUAGAGUUUGAUUCAUGCAGUGAUCUGUGCUGCAGGUUUGUUUAUGCUUUGAAGUUGAUCACAAAAAGAUACAGAUGAUCUGAAAAUUCAGGGCACUCUUCCCCACAGGACCAAGCGGGGAAAGGUGCGUGCUUAACUCCAGGCUAAAUUCUGAUGCAAUACAGACUCUUACUGAACAUAAAUGAAUUCUCUGAAACAGCAACACUUUAAGUUCAAAAAGGAAGCCCUAAAAGUUCCAGCUGCACAAUCUCCAAGCACUAAUAUUUGGUUUUAUAGAGUACUCAAAGUGCAUGUUGGCUAUUUUAAGGGAAAUUCUCUGAGUAACCUAAAAAUGAGGUGGAAGCAGUUGGGGCUGUCACUUUGUAUUUUUGCUCAGGUGAGAGGAGACCACUGAUAGAAGCUUCCACAGUGUGGCAUUGGCAUUGCCUAGUGAUGGCAGUGAUGUGAACAUGCUGUUAUACAUUGUGGAGUGACCACUCUGUCUAAACCAGAAUGUACCCUUUGUUAAAUUACUGUUUGUUUGGGUUCUCUUCUCCUUGCUCUUGCUGCAACUGCAGAACUGGUGCUUUGCAGAAUUGGCUCUGGUCCUGGGAAAGAGGGAUUGCUCCAGACCAGGGCUUGGUUAAGUAGAGGGGUAGUGGUUCCUGUGGCUGUUAGCUAACUACAGGUGGAGGACAGAUGGUAACUCUUUGAAUUUGGUUAUCAAGAAAAGGGGCAGUGACAAACAAUCAGUGGAAUCAGAAGCCUGAUUUUUUUUUUUUACCUCGGGAAAAAAUUAAAAAGCAAGGACUUCCUAAGCCACAGUCUAACUUAAACUAAAUUAUUCUUCCAGUUAUAUAGAGCAGCAUAAAUGUAAAUAGAUAAUGCUCUCGAGAAAUACCCUGGUUGUACUAAUGGAUGAGGAAGAAAGAUUGCCUCAUCAAAAAAGCUUUUUUUUUAAGAGGGGGGAAAAAAAAAGAUGCCAUGGGUUGCAUACAGUUUAUAAGCACUUACAGAUGUGGUUAGUGCUGUGGUCUCCUCUUUAACAAUCCAGCUAUAUUUCUAUAUCUGGCUCCACAUGGUUGUAGAGGGAUAUGUGGCAUGUCAUUAAUGAAGCAUGAGUACAACAAAAACAGAGCUGAAGAGUUCUAAUGUGCUGUGUGGGUGGAGUCUUGUGUACUCAGUGCUGUAGAAAAGGUGCCAUGAAAAUUGCAUCUGGAGAACCACGAAGUAUAUAAAUAUGUUUAAUUUGGUUAUGGAAACUACUGUAUAGGCUUUUAUAAGGUUUAAAAAUGCAAUUUUACAAAUAAUGUACAGUUGAAUAGUAGAAGAAUCAACUCGCUUUUACUGAGCACUAGGACAAAACAUGGGUUUAGACCUCUCUGCUUCCAUAGUAUUCACAUUGUGCAUACAUAAUGAUCCGCAGUGCAUACCUUUCUGGGAAUUACAUCAGUAUUUGUGGGAGGAGAGAGGAAUUCAGAAACAAAAGGUAUUUGUGUCUCAGACUUCCAGUUCUGUUAAUAAAUUUUCUGUCCUAUUGAAAAUUGGUCCUCUCAUUGCCUGUUUUUAUAGUGUGAAUAGCUUUGCAAUCUAGGGUGGAGAGUGCUCUACCCUCUAGGUGCAUUUGAUGAAGAAGGAACUCCAGAAAUAACAUGUUCUGACAGAUAAGAGUGUUUUUUGUUCAUAAUUGCUGGGCUUGCCUUCUGAUUGCGAGAAUGUGAAAGUACUGUGCUAGAAGCAAACCCUUGUGUCAUAUUGUGAAGACUGCUGUAUUUAGAUUUACUCUGACCUACAAUGCCCUGUACAAAGAUUUUUAUUUUGAAAAUAAAAGUUUUCUGGUUAGAA
Molecule: messenger RNA, 3694 nt
Organism: Columba livia (rock pigeon)
Lineage: Eukaryota; Metazoa; Chordata; Aves; Columbiformes; Columbidae
Gene: CDCA7
Product: cell division cycle associated 7
Exons: 10
Coding region: 334-1572 (412 amino acids)
Biological process (GO): regulation of DNA-templated transcription
Cellular component (GO): nucleus
Source: RefSeq, a predicted model, not a curated record